GGGAAGGAACCUUUGGUGUUUGGAAUUGUGCAGCAAGUUGUGAGCUCGGCAUGUGGCAGCCGAGUGCCAGCCUGGGAGGCAGAAGGAAAGUGAGCCACUGAGGAACAGGAGGUGGAGCUUCCUUUGUUCCAGAGUGACUCAUUAUAAGAGACCUCCGGGGAGCGCGGCGAACAGGAGCAGGCAAACAGCGUCACAGCAGUUUGGUCACAGCAGUUUGCGCAGCAGUUCGCGCAGGCAGGGCAAGCAGGCAGGGUUGCAGGUUCUUGCUAGUUUGGUGAAGUAUUUUUUUUAAUUGGUUGAUUGAUCUUGGGCUUUCUCCUAAGCAAUGGUUCUAACCCGGUCAAAAUCUGUGGUUGGUACAGGUGUAUGUGACCAAGUAAAGCCCUCCAAAAAGGAUGUGUCUGUACAGACCCAUUCCUGCCUGAAGUGUUUGAGCUUAUCAGUGGCUUCAGGGGGUGUUGUGAAGGAGGGCUGCUUACCGUGUGAACAAGUGAAUGACCUCCUCUCGCUAGUGGAUGAGCUUAGGGAGGAAGUUGAAAGAUUAAGGAGUACCAGGGAUAGUGAAAGGGAAAUAGACUGGUGGAGUUCAGCCCUUACAUCUUUAAGGGAGGCCCACCAGGAGUCAGAAGGCUCAUAUGUCUCUCAUUCUCAGGCAAUAGAGGGGCACCUGGUAGAUGAAGGGGAGUGGAAAUGGGUCCCUGCUCGGGGUGGUAAUAACAAAAAUCCCUCCUGCCCCCCAUCCCCUAGCCAGUUGCCACUUCAGAAUAGGUAUGAGGCCCUAGAUCUAGACAGCCAGACAGAUGACUUAGAAGAAAAUUAUCUACCCAGUGAGCCUCCCAAUUAUGACUCGUCUAAAAAAUCGAUUACCACCUCUAAUGUCAAGAAAAAAAGAAGGGUAAUUGUAGUGGGUGAUUCCCUUCUGAGGGGGACAGAGGGCCCCAUAUGUCGACCUGACCCAUCCCACAGGGAGGUCUGCUGCCUCCCUGGGGCCCAGGUACGAAACAUCACUGAGAGACUUCCUAGGCUGAUUCGGUCCUCUGAUUAUUACCCACUGCUGAUACUCCAGGCUGGCAGUGAUGAGAUUGAAAAGAGGAGUGUCAAGGUGAUUAAAAGGGAGUUUAGGGCACUGGGUCAAGUGGUUGAUAGGACAGGUGUACAGGUAGUGUUCUGCUCAGUCCCAUUGGUGGCAGAGAAAAAUAAUGAAAGGAAUAGGAAAACUCAUUUCAUUAACAAAUGGCUCAAGGGUUGGUGCUAUCGGCAAAAUUUUGGAUUCUUUGAUCAUGGAGCAACCUUUAUGGCACCUGCUCUACUGGAAUCAGAUGGGAUACAUCUCUCUGUUAAGGGCAGGAGGUUUUUAGCUCAUGAACUGGCAGACCUUAUUGAGAGGGCUUUAAACUAGGUUUGAAGGGGGAAGGGGAUGCAGCUGGGCUGUCUGGAAGCAGGCCCAAGGGUGGUAAGACUGUGUUAGGGGAGAAAUCAGCAGCCCAGCUGAGAUGCAUGUACACCAAUGCACGCAGCAUGGGUAACAAACAAGAAGAGCUGGAGGCCAUGGUCCAACAGCAGAGCUAUGAUGCAGUUGCCAUCACAGAAACGUGGUGGGAUGACUCACAUAGUUGGAGCACUGCACUGGAUGGCUACAAGCUCUUCAGAAGAGACAGAAAAGGGAGAAGAGGUGGAGGGGUGGCCCUUUAUAUUAGGGGGGGUUUUGGAUGUCACAGGUACUGAGACUAAUGAUGAUGAAGUUGAGUCCCUAUGGGUAAAAAUUAAGGGGAAGGCCACCAAGGCUGACAUUCUCCUGGGAGUCUGCUAUCGUCCACCCAACCAGGAUGAAGAGGUGGACAACUUAUUCUAUAAACAACUGAACAAUGUUUCAGGAUCAUCAGCCCUUGUUCUUGUAGGUGACUUCAACCUACCAGACAUCUGCUGGGAACUUAAUACAGCAGAAAAACAGCAAUCUAGAAAGUUUUUAGAGUGUGUGGAGGAUAACUUUUUGUCACAACUGGUGGGCAAACCCACCAGGGGAGGGACUAUGUUAGACCUACUGUUCACAAAUAGAGAUGGACUGGUAGGUGAUGUGGAGGUUGGAGGCCGCUUGGGGCACAGUGAUCAUGAAAUUAUAGAAUUCUCGAUAAUUGGUGAAAUAAGGAGGAAUAUCAAUAAGAUCUCUACACUGGACUUCCGGAGGGCAGACUUUGGCCUAUUUAAGAGACUUAUUCAGAGAGUUCCUUGGGAAACAGUCCUUGAAAACAAAGGAGUCCAGGAGAGAUGGGUGUGCUUCAAAGCAGAGAUCCUGAGGGCACAAGAACAGACUGUCCCUGUGUGCCGAAAGAUGAGUCGAUGAGGCAAACGUCCAGUCUGGAUGAGCAAUGAGGUUUUGAAGGAACUUAGAAAUAAAAAAAAAGAUGUAUCAUCUUUUUAAGGAGGGACUGAUUUCUCAGGAAGUAUUUAAGGGAGCUGCUAGGGCAUGUAGAAAAAAAAUUAGGGAGGCCAAAGCUCACUUUGAACUUAACUUGGCAACUUCUGUUAAAAAUAAUAAAAAAAGUUUUUACAAAUAUAUUAAUGGUAAAAGGAAGGGUAUAACCAACCUCGGUUCCUUAUUGGAUGGAGCAGGCAAGCUAGUAACUAAAGAUGAGGAAAAGGCGGAAAUGCUUAAUGCUUUCUUCGCCUCAGUCUUUAGUGGUAAGACAGCUUGUCCUCAAGACAACUGUCCUCAGGGGUUGGUAGGUGGUGCCAGGGAUCAGAAUGGUCCUCUUGUUUUCCAAGAGGAGGCAGUCAGAGAACUGCUGGGACACUUGGAUAUUUAUAAAUCAAUGGGAGCAGAUGGGAUCCACCCUAGGGUGAUGAGGGAGCUGGCAGAUGAGCUUGCGAAGCCGCUCUCCAUCAUUUAUCAGGAGUCCUGGCUCACUGGUGAGGUUCCAGAUGAUUGGAAACUGGCCAAUGUGACACCCGUUUACAAAAAAGCAUACUCCUGGAAAAGCUGGCAGCCCAUGGCUUGGACAGGAGCACUCUUCGCUGGGUUAGGAACUGGCUGGAUGGCCGGGCCCAGAGAGUGGUGGUGAAUGGUGUUGCAUCCAGCUGGCGGCCAGUCACCAGUGGUGUCCCUCAGGGCUCUGUGCUGGGACCAGUUCUAUUUAAUAUUUUUAUAGAUGACAUGGAUGAGGGCAUCGAGUCCUUCAUUAGUAAAUUUGCAGAUGACA
This is a messenger RNA of Vidua chalybeata, 3197 nucleotides long. RefSeq lists its product as uncharacterized. Lineage: Eukaryota; Metazoa; Chordata; Aves; Passeriformes; Viduidae. The transcript is spliced from 2 exons. The coding region runs from base 326 to 1399 and encodes 357 amino acids. The record is from RefSeq and is a predicted model, not a curated record.